Molecule: messenger RNA, 765 nt
Organism: Syngnathus acus (greater pipefish)
Lineage: Eukaryota; Metazoa; Chordata; Actinopteri; Syngnathiformes; Syngnathidae
Exons: 2
Coding region: 1-765 (254 amino acids)
Molecular function (GO): protein dimerization activity
Source: RefSeq, a predicted model, not a curated record
AUGGCUGAGAAGAUAACCAAAGUGGUCAGCAAAGUCGUUCCUAUGGACAAAUGCGUUGCCCAGGUCUAUGAUGGUGCUGCAGUGAUGAAGGGACAAAAGAAUGGAGUAAAUGCCAUCAUCAGCCAGGACUAUCCGAAGGCAUUGUACUUGCACUGCCAGAGCCAUGUGCUGAAUUUGUGCUUGGUGGGCACGGUGUCUUCUGUUCAAGAAGCAGAAGAUGUUGUGAGCAUGAUGGUGGGAGAAAUGAAGUCCCGCUUCAGCAACAAAACCUUGCAAUUCCUGAGGGAAUUUGGAGCUCUAGAGCCCAUGAUCAUGAGGGAAGGAGUGCUCAUUGAGAAUGAUCAGUUUCUGAAUUCAGAUGAUCUCUUGGCCAUAACUGAAUUCUAUGGGCUUUGUUCCCAGAGUGAUUUCCUGGCUGAGGCAAGAGUUGCACGCAGAGUCAUCAUGAAAAGAUGGCAUGAAGCUUCCAAGACUGAAUUUUCAAUUGACAGUGUGAUGUCUAUUAGCACUGAUCUUGGCGAGAUUUUUCCUUACAUUCUUUCACUUUAUGAACUUGCUUUGACAAUUGGGUGCAGCAGUGCCUCUUGCGAGAGGUCUUUCUCUGCUAUGAAGCGAGUAAAGAGCUACUUGAGGUCUUCAAUGACUGAAGAGAGGCUGCAUGCUCUAUCUGUCAUCAACAUUGAGAAUCAGCUGCCUAUUGAUGCUAAUGCAAUUGUUUUCAAAUUCGCAGCCAAUGAUGGAAACAGGCGACUCCUGUUGUAUUAA